This is a messenger RNA of Drosophila kikkawai, 933 nucleotides long. Its product is annotated as alpha-ketoglutarate-dependent dioxygenase alkB homolog 7, mitochondrial. The record is from RefSeq and is a predicted model, not a curated record. Gene Ontology annotation, biological process: DNA damage response; fatty acid metabolic process. NCBI's taxonomy places the organism in Eukaryota, Metazoa, Arthropoda, Insecta, Diptera, Drosophilidae. Gene Ontology annotation, cellular component: mitochondrial matrix.
CCUGCUCCUCUGAUGCAAAGCAUAAACAUGCUGUUCCUGGGCAAAGGACGAGGACUGCGUCGCCUCAGCUUGAUGCACUUUUCCGGCCAGUGGACCUUGUUGGAGAAGCAGGAGUUUGAGGCGGAUAUGCGGAUCAUCAAGGACUUUGUCAGCGAGCAUGAGGAGCUGGGCCUGAUCCAGGAAAUAGAGCCACAUCUCAAACGUUUGCCCUACGAGUCCAGCCAUUGGGAUGAUGCCAUCCAUGGUUAUCGGGAGUCGGAGCGGAGAGACUGGUCCUUGGCCAACCGCAGUGUUUUGGCUAGGAUCUCUGGUAGCGCCUUCAAGGGGAAGGUAAUGCCCCAUGUUCACAUUUUGGACUUGGCUGAGGAGGGCGUCAUAAAGCCGCAUGUGGACAGUGUUAGGUUCUGUGGUGAUACCAUUGCGGGUCUUAGCCUGCUCAGCGACUGUGUCAUGAGGUUGGUUAAGGUUUCCGCUAAGGAGUCUGAGCGCAGGGUAGCGGAUCUGCUCCUGCCACGUCGCUCGCUGUAUGUAAUGAGCCAGGUGGCACGUUACCAGUUCACGCAUGAGGUUCUGGCCGGAGAUGAAUCGUGGUUUGAAAAUGAUCGAGUGGUAAAAAGGCGACGCCUCUCAGUCAUUUGUCGCAAUGAGCCCUGAGGAGGGAUCCUAAGAAGGAUGUUAUACAGCAAAUAAUACUGUAACACACAUGAUUUGUUGUUGCAAGCUCUUGGGUUCUGAGCCAGGGAAAAUGAGGAAAAUUCGAUUUAAAGCGGCUGUGGAAAAACGCUGGGAUUGCGAAUAAGAGUUAUGAAAAAGUAAGAAUUGAUAAAUAACUUUCAUUUUUAAACUCUUAUUUGGGAUCCCUGGUAAAAAAGUUAUUCAAAAUAUUCAUUCGAAACCCAAGGCCUGUACAAAUAUACAUAUUUAUAUAUACAA